CCUGAGGCUGUCCCUUUUAUUUGAAUAUACAGUAGUUCAGCGGGGCUGGAGUCGGAUUGCGUCGGAUGUUUUUCGUCUUGUGAGGCCAGCACAGCGGGACGUGGUGGCUUUAUUCGUCGGUAAUGCUCAUCACCCAGUCCUAUAUUUAACAUUUGAAUGAUAUCACUCUGCUAGGAAGGCGUUUCAUCCGCCACAUGCACACACGGAGGAUACUGGACUGCUCGCAACCGACAAUAUGGACUUGCACAUAUUGGACCACAGGCUACGGGUCACCAGCAUAUCCAAGAAUGGGCUGGUGAAUUUCACACACCCCCUGAUUAAGCUGAUAUUUCUCCGGAAUAGGACACGAUGUAAGUUUUUCAGUCUGACGGAGACACCAGAGAACUACACAGUCGUCCUCGACGAAGAAGGAUUCAAAGAGCUCCAGCCAUCAGAGCAUCUCAAAGUGGAAAGCUCUAUCUGGCUGCCGCUCAACGUGGUCUCCAAUGGCAACGCCUCCAGCAGCUCACAGGCUGUUGGCGUGACCAAGAUUGCCAAGUCGGUCAUCGCCCCUCUGGCCCAGCAGCAUGUCUCUGUCUUCAUGCUCUCCACUUAUCAGACUGACUUUAUCCUGAUCCUGCCUGUCGUCAUCAGCACUCUGGAUGAGGAGUUCAAUAUCUACAAGGAGGAGGGAGGAGAGUCUGUCCCCAUGCGCUGUCAGGAUGUUUCCAAUGGCCUCCAGAAGAACGGCAAAGAAGCCAUGCAGCCUACAGUUCACCCGGUGCUGAUUCCCCAGAACCAGUUCUGUGUCAUGUCUCUGGACCCGGACACACUGCCGUCCAUCGCCACCACGCUCAUCGACGUCCUCUUUUACUCCAGCAGUCCCCAAGAAGAUGCACAGUCGCCUCCCAGCCAGGACUUGGACUGUGUCAAGUUCUUCUCCUUCUCCCUCAUUGAUGGCUACAUCUCACUGGUGAUGGACACUGAGGCUCAGAGACAGUUUCCGGCUGAUCUUCUCUUCACCAGCUCCUCCGGGGAGCUGUGGAGAAUGGUUCGUAUAGGGGGACAACCACUGGGCUUUGAUGAAUGUGGUAUAGUUGCCCAGAUAUCCCAGCCUCUGUCUGACAGCGACAUCUCUGCCUAUUACAUAAGCACCUUCAGCUUCGACCACGCUCUGGUCCCUGAGGAGGACAUAGUGAGCGUGACAGGCAUGCUCCAGCAUCAGAGGAAAGAACCAGCCGCUAGUUGAUUUCUGGAGUCCCGUCUGAGCUGAAGGAUCCUGAUGCUCAAUGUGCUGACCCUCACUCCAGAUCCAGUGGCCAGGGGUGGUAGGCCAGCAGGAAAGGAGGAUAACCCUGUGCCUAGACUAGAACUGCAUCGCCAGCAGUAUUAACUACUACGAACUUGCCAUGAACACCAGAAGCAUUUCUCUAUGGUGUGCACACAGUUUGUCUGUGAGGCCUCCUGUCUUACCUAUCUAAGGCAGGAUGCACUGAGUCCCAGGGGGCCCACAAGCUCACAUGUGCACAUGAAAAUGCACAAUCACUCCUAAACACAUACACAUACAGAUUCAGAUACACACACACACACACACACACACACUUUCACAUUCAAAUUCAUAAGCACAAAGUCAGACAUAUGAACAUAGACUAUAUUUCUCUCUAAUACAGAACUUGAGAUCUCCAGGUGUAAGUUGAAUUGUUCAUAAUAUUAUUUUACUGCAAACAGCACUACACACUCACAUACAUUUCACCAGUGCUAUGAACACACAUCUUAGUCUUCCAGUAAUGUUUAUAUCAUAAUGCCAUGUGUCUAAACUGCCAGGGUUUUUUUAAUCAAAGGCCAUUCGCAAAAAUUUCAGUUUUCCUUUCUGUGAAACUGAAAGCGUGAAGCUUGAAAUGCAAGGCAGUUGUGAGAAUGUUAAUCUUACAAUAAUUUUCAUGCAAUUGACAAUUUGUAUUUUAUGACAACAGGGCUCAAGCAUUUCUUAAACACAGUAUUAAGAUAGUGGAAAAAAUAACAGCGCGUACAGCUCCCAAUCUUCAGCACUGUAUCGGGUGUGAUCAAAACGAAUAGAAUGUCAGCACUCACAGAUAGUCGAAGCCAUCAUCAGCCAUCAUGACGCUGAUGAGGCGGUCGUUGUUGCCCACAAUAAACAAGAAGACCAUCUAUGAGUGCCAGCAUUCUGUUUGUAUUAACCAUAGUAUUACCCAAGGUCAAUAACACUACGUCUUAUUUUUUGUUAUUUGCACAAUAAACUUUUAAUUUAGCUAAUAUCCCCUAGAUGUUUUCUUUGGUACAACUACAUUUUGUACAAUUUGAAGUAAAUGUAUUGUGUAAACAUUUGUAAUAUUUGUGCUGCUUCUUUCAAUAAAGAGUAUUGAAAAUA
Siniperca chuatsi (mandarin fish) is the source of this 2368-nucleotide messenger RNA. RefSeq names its product cytosolic arginine sensor for mTORC1 subunit 1 (gene castor1). The transcript is spliced from 9 exons. The coding region runs from base 236 to 1228 and encodes 330 amino acids. Gene Ontology annotation, biological process: cellular response to L-arginine; negative regulation of TORC1 signaling. Gene Ontology annotation, molecular function: arginine binding. Gene Ontology annotation, cellular component: cytosol. NCBI's taxonomy places the organism in Eukaryota, Metazoa, Chordata, Actinopteri, Centrarchiformes, Sinipercidae. The record is from RefSeq and is a predicted model, not a curated record.